ACGCAGUCCACCGUGGAUCCCGGCAUGGAGUCCAUCGUGGAGCCCUGCAUGGAGUCCAUCGUGGAGCCCGGCAUGGAGUCCAUCGUGGAGCCCUGCAUGGAGUCCAUCGUGGAGCCCGGCAUGGUGUCCGCCGUGGAGCCCGGCAUCGAGUCCAUCGUGGAGCCCGGCAUCGAGCCCUGCAUGGAGUCCAUCGUGGAGCCCGGCAUGGAGUCCAUCGUGGAGCCCUGCAUGGAGUCCAUCGUGGAGCCCGGCAUGGUGUCCGCCGUGGAGCCCGGCAUCGAGUCCAUCGUGGAGCCCGGCAUCGAGCACCAAUCGGGUACAACGCAGUCCACCGUGGAGCCCGGCAUGGAGUCCAUCGUGGAGCCCUGCAUGGAGUCCAUCGUGGAGCCCGGCAUGGAGUCCAUCGUGGAGCCCUGCAUGGAGUCCAUCGUGGAGCCCGGCAUGGUGUCCGCCGUGGAGCCCGGCAUGGAGUCCAUCGUGGAGCCCGGCAUCGAGUCCACCGUGGAUCCCGGCAUGGAGUCCACCGUGGAUCCCGGCAUGGAGUCCAUCGUGGAGCCCGGCAUGGAGUCCACCGUGGAGCCCGGCAUGGAGUCCACCGUGGAUCCCGGCACGGAGUCCAUCGUGGAGCCCGGCAUGGAGUCCAUCGUGGAGCCCGGCAUGGAGUCCAUCAUGGAGCCCGGCAUGGAGUCCACCGUGGAGCCCGGCAUGGAGUCCACCGUGGAGUCCAUCGCG
Messenger RNA from Micromonas pusilla CCMP1545, 732 nucleotides. RefSeq lists its product as uncharacterized. The annotation marks the transcript as partial. Lineage: Eukaryota; Viridiplantae; Chlorophyta; Mamiellophyceae; Mamiellales; Mamiellaceae. The transcript is spliced from 4 exons. The record is from RefSeq and is a predicted model, not a curated record.